Trichosurus vulpecula (common brushtail) is the source of this 4391-nucleotide messenger RNA. RefSeq names its product BMS1 ribosome biogenesis factor (gene BMS1). Gene Ontology annotation, biological process: endonucleolytic cleavage of tricistronic rRNA transcript (SSU-rRNA, 5.8S rRNA, LSU-rRNA); maturation of SSU-rRNA from tricistronic rRNA transcript (SSU-rRNA, 5.8S rRNA, LSU-rRNA); ribosome biogenesis. Gene Ontology annotation, cellular component: 90S preribosome; nucleus. The transcript is spliced from 23 exons. NCBI's taxonomy places the organism in Eukaryota, Metazoa, Chordata, Mammalia, Diprotodontia, Phalangeridae. The record is from RefSeq and is a predicted model, not a curated record. Gene Ontology annotation, molecular function: U3 snoRNA binding; GTPase activity; GTP binding. The coding region runs from base 162 to 4070 and encodes 1302 amino acids.
UUAUUCCACGGCCUCGGGGGAGGCGGAGAGGAAAGUGCAGGACGUACUUCCGCUUCCGGCGGUGUCCAUGUGGAGAAGAGGACUGUGAUACCUGGGAGUACCAGUAACGGCCGCGGGCGGACAGUAGAGAAGAGGAGGGAAGGUGAUUGCUAAAAAUCACCAUGGAGGACAAGGAUCAGAAAAGACAUAGGAAGAAAAACAGUGGACCAAAAGCAGAGAAGAAAAAGAAACGUCACCUGAAGGAUCUAGGACUUGGAGAUGAGGAAGAUGCUCGGAAGAGGAACCCGAAGGCUUUUGCUGUACAGUCAGCUGUUCGGAUGGCACGAUCCUUCCACAGAACUCAGGACUUGAAGACAAAAAAACAUCACAUUCCAGUGGUUGAUCGAACUCCCUUGGAACCCCCACCAGUGGUGGUUGUGGUAAUGGGUCCUCCAAAAGUUGGGAAGAGCACUUUAAUUCAGUGCCUUAUUCGGAAUUUUACAAGACAGAAGCUGACAGAAAUUAGGGGUCCUGUAACAAUUGUGUCAGGUAAAAAACGACGGCUCACCAUUAUUGAAUGUGGAUGUGACAUUAACACAAUGAUCGAUUUGGCUAAAGUGGCUGAUUUGGUUCUGAUGCUUAUUGAUGCCAGCUUUGGGUUUGAAAUGGAAACAUUUGAAUUUCUAAACAUCUGCCAAAUACAUGGAUUCCCUAAAAUCAUGGGUAUCCUCACACACCUUGACACCUUCAAGAAUAACAAGCAGCUAAAGAAGACCAAGAAGAGAUUAAAACACAGAUUUUGGACAGAAGUCUAUCCAGGUGCCAAACUCUUCUACCUCUCUGGGAUGGUCCAUGGUGAAUAUCAAAAUCAGGAAAUUCACAACCUGGGGCGUUUUAUCACAGUUAUGAAGUUUCGGCCUCUCACAUGGCAAACCUCUCAUCCUUAUAUCCUAGCAGACAGGAUGGAAGAUUUGACGAAUCCAGAAGAUAUUCGAAUGAAUAUUAAGUGUGACAGAAAGGUGUCUAUUUAUGGUUAUUUAAGAGGAGCACACCUGAAAAAUAAAAGCCAAAUUCAUGUGCCAGGUGUAGGAGAUUUUAAUGUGAGUGACGUCAGUUUUUUGCCAGACCCUUGUGCUCUUCCAGACCACCAAAAAAAGCGAGGUUUAAAUGAGAAAGAGAAGUUGGUUUAUGCACCACUCUCCGGAGUUGGUGGUGUGUUGUAUGAUAAAGAUGCAGUUUAUGUUGAUCUUGGGGGCAGCCAUGCUUUUCAGGAUGAAGAGGAGGAGUUGAGGCCAACUCAUGAGCUGGUUCAGAGCCUCAUUUCCACACAUUCUACCAUCGAUGCCAAAAUGGCUUCAAGUAAAGUGUCACUUUUCUCAGAUUCCAAACCUUUAGGGUUAGAGGAAGUAGAAAACCAAGGGUUUCUGAUGCCAAAAGAGAAGAGACAAAUAGACCCUGAAACUGGACGAGUUCGCAGGAAAGCAAUCUUUGGGGGUGAGGAAAAUGAGGAUGAAGAUAGUGAUGGUGAUGAUGAUGAUGGUGACGAUGAAGAAAUGCCUGAGGAGAAAACAGUGGGAAAUGAUUCUAGUGAUGAUGAAGCAAGCGAGGAGGAAUCUGAUAAUGAAUUUCCCAAUAAAGAACAGACCAUUAGGAGAAUCAAACGUCCCAAACUAGAGGAGAUGGAAGAAGAUGUCCAGAUGGAUCUGCCUGCUUUUGCUGAUAGUGAUGAUGACCUUGAGAGGAGCGCAGGUGAGGAAGGGGAAUCUGAUGAAGCUGAUGAAAGCAGUCAAGAAGGGGAGUCAUCUGAAGAAGUAGAGAGUGAUGAGGAAAUCUCAGAGUCAAAGGCUGUGAGAGAAGCUGCUGAUAAAGUUGUCCCAGGAAAGUCCCAAAAUAACCAGAGUCUAGAAAAGGCUUUAGUGAUGAAAGCAGCCCUCCCCACUACAGACUCCGGUCACUGUACAGCUGAAGAGGCAUUUGCAUCAGAUGCAGAAUCUGAAGAAGAGGCUUCUCUUGAUUCACUGGAAGAAGGUUCAGGAACAGAACAAGGCUCUAAGAAAAGGCUCCCAAAGCUCCAGCAUUGCAAAGGCGAGGGUGUUCGCCAGGUGGAGUCCGGGGACUUAAAAGAUGAGAGUCUUGAGGUGGAAGAUUUGUUGAAAGAAGAGGAGCAAUAUAAUGAGGAGAUUGACUUUUCCACAGAAACCGCAGGUGCUCUCAAGUGGAAGGAAGAUCUUUCCAGAAAGGCUGCCGAGGCCUUUUUGAGGCAACAACAGGCAACUCCCAACCUUCGAAAACUUAUUUAUGGGACAGUGGCCGAGGAUGAUGAUGACGAAGAAGGUGAUGAGAAUGAAGAGCUUGGAGGCUUGUUCCGUGUCAGCCGACCAGACAGAGAGUCCAAGCGCAAGGCUGACUCUUUGGACUGUUCCAAGUUUCCUGUGGAAUCACCACAAGAUUGGGAUUUAGAGGAGGUGAUGAACAAUAUUCGGGAUUGCUUUGUGACUGGAAAAUGGGAAGCAGAUAAAGAUGCACAGAAACUUUUGGAUGAUGAUGAAGAGCUCUAUGGUGACUUUGAAGACCUAGAGACUGGGGAUGUACACAAGGGAAAAUCUGCUGAGCCAAAGGAGGAGGAGGAGGAGGAGGUUGAAAGUGUAGAGGAGGAAGUUAAGGAGGAGGAAGUGCCCAAGGUAGAGGAAGAUGCGAAGAAAAAGCGUCUGGAGAAAAAGCGGAAAUUGAAAGAAUUAUUUGAUAACGAAUAUGAUGAAGGAGAAACCACCUAUUUUGAUGAUCUCAAAGGGGAAAUGCAGAAACAGGCUCAGCUUAACCGGGCAGAAUUUGAGGAUCAAGAUGACGAGGCCAGAGUUCAGUAUGAAGGCUUCCGACCUGGGAUGUACGUCCGGAUUGAGAUAGAGAAUGUACCCUGCGAGUUUGUGCUUAACUUUGACCCCCACUACCCAAUUAUUCUGGGCGGCCUGGGCAAUAGUGAAGGCAACGUGGGCUACGUACAGAUGCGUCUGAAGAAGCACCGUUGGUAUAAGAAAAUUCUUAAGUCACGGGAUCCUUUAAUUUUCUCUCUUGGAUGGAGGAGGUUUCAGACUAUCCCAUUAUAUCACAUUGAAGACCAUAAUGGGCGACAGAGGCUUCUUAAAUACACCCCACAACAUAUGCAUUGUGGAGCAACCUUUUGGGGUCCUAUCACCCCACAGGGAACUGGGUUUUUGGCAAUUCAGUCUGUCAAUGGCACAAUGACUGAUUUCCGGAUAGCUGCCACAGGAGUUGUUCUGGACUUGGACAAAUCUAUAACAAUUGUGAAGAAAUUAAAGUUAACAGGUUUUCCCUUCAAAAUCUUCAAAAACACUUCAUUUAUUAAGGGAAUGUUCAACUCUGCCCUGGAAGUGGCCAAGUUUGAAGGUGCUGCAAUCCGGACCGUCAGUGGGAUAAGGGGGCAGAUUAAGAAGGCUCUUCGAGCCCCGGAAGGUGCCUUCAGAGCCACCUUUGAGGACAAGUUGUUGAUGAGUGAUAUUGUCUUCAUGCGAACCUGGUAUCCUGUUUCCAUCCCAACCUUCUAUAAUCCAGUAACAUCUUUGUUGAAACCAUUGGGUGAAAAAGAUAGUUGGACUGGAAUGAGGACAACAGGUCAACUUCGUCUUGCGAAUGGCAUCCGUCUGAAGCAAAGCAAGGAUUCUCUGUAUAAGCCAAUAGUGAGGCAGAAGAAGCAUUUUAAUUCACUCCACAUUCCCAAAGCCCUGCAGAAGGCCCUGCCUUUUAAGAGCAAGCCUAAGAACCAGGAGAAGAGUGCCAAGGUGCCAAGGGAUCGGGUGAGGCCAGCUGUUAUCAGAGAGCCUCAUGAAAAAAAGAUCUUCUCCCUGCUUGCUGCUCUGGGCACAGUGCACAGUUACAAGAUGAAGAAGGCCAAGGACAAGCAUCGCCAGCAGCAUAAAGAGCACCUUAAAAUGAAGCAAAAAGAGGAGGAGGAGAAAUUCAAGCGGCAGAAGGAGGCCAGGAAAAAACUCUUCCGAGUUAAGGGCCAGAUAGAGCAAAAGAAUCUAAGGUCAAGCCUGAAGGGGGCUGGGGCGUCAGGGCAGGCAGCCUUCUGAAGGCUCUGGGCAGAGCGUCUGCUGUGUCUUCAAGGACCACUUUUAAAAUAUUGGCAGGCUUGAAGAUAGCAAGCCAAAGAAAGGACUGGCUUUUAAGCCAGACUUCUUGCUUGAACUGCCCACAGACCACAUGUUGGAGAAGAGAGACCUAGAGGAGAUACUGAUAACGUGGUGUGCACUUGGAGCAUUUGGAACACGUACAGAUACAAAUUGAGAUAAUUUAUGCUUUUGUGGAUUUUUUCCUACAACACUUGAGGUAUUGCUGUGUAGUUGGGCUCACAGAACCCACUACAUAAAAUCAUUAAAGUAUUUUCUUGCAAA